Molecule: messenger RNA, 1273 nt
Organism: Cydia amplana
Lineage: Eukaryota; Metazoa; Arthropoda; Insecta; Lepidoptera; Tortricidae
Gene: Bx
Product: rhombotin-2
Biological process (GO): positive regulation of transcription by RNA polymerase II
Cellular component (GO): nucleus
Molecular function (GO): transcription coactivator activity; DNA-binding transcription factor binding
Source: RefSeq, a predicted model, not a curated record
CUUCAGCGUCGAAUCGACGUAAGUGCCGCCGGUUUAUUGCGCGAAAAGCUCCGCAAAUACGGAGCUUUCGUACGGGACAAGGAAGGGUAAGUAUCGCUCCCCACCUAAGCGACGUCCCGCUCAUUCGCUGUCUAGCGCGCGCGGCGAGCGCACGUCUCCGCUCCACGUACUCAAUCCAGCGCGCGAUCGCGAAAAACUUUUACCAGUGCCGUGACAUUCAUUACGCUGAAAAUGAACAUUUUGUGCCGUGAUUUUCAUUGAAACUAGUGCCGGACUAAUCGACCGUAAGAGUGUUCUGAAGAGGCUAAUUACGAGUUGCUAGACUAAUUGGCCGGGCCGGCGUUUCAUGAAGUGCGAGAGGCGAACGCCGCAACAGGCGAGCGGCAGUCCCGGGCUGGGCGUGCAGAUGCUCGCCAUGGAGGUCAGCAAGGAGGCGCGCGCGUCGCCGCUGCCUGCGCCCGCGCAGACGCCCACCAACGGCCAGGCGCAGCCGCCGCAGCCGCAGAUAUGCGCUGGCUGCAGCAAGGUGAUCACGGAGCGCUACCUGCUGAAGGCGCUGGACCAGUUGUGGCACGAGGACUGCCUGAAGUGCGGCUGCUGCGACUGCCGGCUUGGGGAGGUCGGCCACACGCUCUACACGCACGCCAACCUCAUACUCUGCAAGAGGGAUUAUUUGAGGCUUUUCGGGAACACAGGCUACUGCGCGGCGUGCAACAAAGUGAUUCCGGCAUUCGAGAUGGUGAUGCGGGCGCGAAGCAACGUCUAUCAUCUCGAGUGCUUCGCUUGUCAGCAGUGCAAUCAUAGGUUCUGCGUCGGCGACCGGUUCUAUUUAUGCGAGAACAAGAUUCUCUGCGAGUACGACUAUGAGGAGCGCCUGGUGUUCGCCAACAUGGCCUACAACCCGCCGCCGCUGGCGCAUCUCAAGCGGCAGACCACGCAUCUGCCACCACCACCGACAAGCAACGCAAUGGGGCUGAUGAACGGCUCGUCCCGCUCCGGGGACCUGAACAACAAUAUGUCAGGGCUCUCCUGCCCCUUUUUCGGCGCCUCCACACCUCAAGCCCCUCGGCCUGUCGGCGCCAAGCUGAGAUUAUCGCGCGUGAGACGCGGCCCACCCGUACGCUAAGUACCAAAACUAAGUGACUAUUGCGGACUAGUUCUGACUACCACGUGAUUACAAUUGACCUAUCACAGACUUUAUGGUGACCACAAAAUUGCACGUAUGGAUAUUAAAACUCAUGUCUAAUAUAAAAAAGUGCGAAGGACAUAAGUA